UCUCGGCAGAGUGGUCCAUCCUGUCACUAGAGGAUCUGUGCAGCCCGGGACUCGGAGCUCCAGCAGGUCUGCGGAGGAUCGGGAUGCUCUUCACGUCUUCCUCCUCUCCUCCACCGACUCAGACCGUAACCUCCGGAGCCGCCGCUGUCUCCCGAUCCGGACCCGGCUAACACCCGGUCCCGCUCUCCUGUUCAGAACCGGAUCCUUUUAUAACCCGGGAUAAAAACGCUGCGUUAUGUGAGGGGGGGGGCGCUGCAUGGGCACGAGGCGGGGGUGUUUAUGUUCUGUGGGGUUUUUUUGGACACCGCGGGCGUGCGUUUGUUUAGGAAAUAGCCUACUACAAAAUAAAAGCGGAAUACUUUGGAUUUAAAGGCUUUAGACACAAAAACCCGACAUGAGGAUUCAUUGAGACGCUGACUGAACGUUUGGAGAGGCUGCACGCUCCGGCAGCACGCGCCUGCACAGCUCUGAUAUCUUUUGGACAUUCCUGUCAGUAUUUACCUGUGUGUGUGUCCGCUCACCUGUGAGGACACAUGUCUCAGAUGCACCACGCGGCUCUGGACCAGCACCAACAGCAUCAUCCGGGCCAGUACAACCAGAUCUGCACCGCGCACAGCAGCGGUGGCGGCGGCUCGUGCGCGGGGACAGAGCCGUGCCGCCCCGGCCAGAGGAGCCGGACCCCCCGCAGGAAGUGGCAGAUGUUCCCGGGGAGGAACCGGUUCUACUGCGACGGGAGGAUCAUGAUGGCGAGACAGACCGGGGUGUUCUACCUGACCCUGGUCCUCAUCCUGCUCACCUGCGGCCUCUUCUUCGCCUUCGACUGUCCCUUCCUGGCGUCCAACCUGUCCCCGGCCAUCCCGGCGGUAGGCGGCGUCCUCUUUGUCUUUGUGAUGGGGAUGCUGUUCCGGGCCAGCUUCACCGACCCCGGCGUCCUGCCCCGCGCCACGCCGGACGAGGCCGCCGACCUGGAGAGGCAAAUCGAGUCGUCCGGCUGCUCCCGGCCGCCGCCGCGCACCCGAGAGGUCGUGAUCAACGGGCAGACGGUCAAACUGAAAUACUGCUUCACCUGCAAGAUCUUCCGGCCGCCGCGGGCGUCACACUGCAGCCUCUGCGACAACUGUGUCGAGCGCUUCGACCAUCACUGCCCCUGGGUGGGUAACUGCGUCGGCCGGAGGAACUACCGCUUCUUCUACCUGUUCAUCGUCUCGCUGUCCUUCCUCACCGUCUUCAUCUUCGCCUUUGUCAUCACACACCUCAUUAUCAGAUCCAACCGGACGGGUUUCCUGAGCGCGCUCAAAGACAGUCCGGCCAGCGUCCUGGAGCUGGCGGUGUGUUUCUUCUCCGUCUGGUCCAUCGUGGGUCUGUCGGGGUUCCACACCUACCUCAUCAGCUCCAACCAGACCACCAACGAGGACAUUAAAGGCUCCUGGUCCACCAAGCGAGGGAAGGAGAACUACAACCCGUACAGCUACGGAAACAUCCAGACCAACUGCUGCGCUGCUCUGUGUGGACCUGUGCCCCCCAGUUUGAUUGACAGGAGAGGUCUGAUCCAAUCAGACACACCGCAGACCGUCUCCCAGGGUAACGGGACGGCCAGCCACGCCUCCACCUGGCUCCACAGCCGCACGUGUGAUCAGGAUCAGUGCAUCCAGAGCACCAAGUCUGUCCUCCAAGCUGCAGCGACGCCGCUGCUCCACACCAACCCCGUCGUCCUAGCUCCUCUACCGGGGAAGCCCGUGUCCCUGGGGGGCCCCUGCGCCUACCUGGCCCCCUCCCAGCCCUCGCUGCCGUCCUGCGGAGGGGGGGGGGAUGUCCUGAGCCUGAGGGAUGCCUCUGCCGACUCCCACUGCCACCACCACCAUCACCACCAUCACCACCGCCACCACUUCAUGAGCCCGGAGGAGACGCCGUGCUCCACGCCCCAGGGUGCCCCGCCAUGCCCCGCCCACCUGCACUCACACGUCCCCUGCCCCCCUCCCGCCAGUCUGUACAGUCCUGCCAGUCGUGACGCUCUGCACGAAGACUCUGUCAGAGGGCUGGUUAAACUCAGCUCCGUCUGACCCAAAACCUCUCUGUAAUGUCACCCAUUCAUCCUGGACCCUAUUUUGGGGUGUGUGUUUGUGUGUGUGUGUGGUGUGUGUGUGUGGGUGUGGGUGUGUGGGUGUGGGUGUGGGUGUGGUGUGAGGGAACAACAAUCUCUGAAAUUGGUCCAGUAUUAAACAAAAAACAAGCUGUAUUGUGACCCUACAGGACAGAUGUUCAGCGUCAGGUAGAAACAGCCUCAAAAUCACCAAACCCACCAGACUCCAUGUAAAUAAUCACUACUUUUAGCGUCUAUAGAGCAGCAUAUCUUCACAUGUAAAUUUAUGAAUUAAGAGUUUAUUUCAACCAGACCAGAGUGGUGAUUGUUGGAACAGUGGAAAGAUGAACCAAGACGGCUUUUAGUAUUUUUAUUUAGUUUCUGUCCACCUUGAAUGAAGUGUGUUCUACAAUGAUAAAAGUAGUGAUUAUUUACAUGGAGUCUGGUGGGUUUGAUGGUGAUUUUAGACACAAAUGUAGACAUGGCGUCCAAAGAGUAAACAUAGAGACAAAGAAAUUGCAGAACAGUAAAGUGAGUAAGGACAUAAAAUCAGGGAUAUGUUUGUUUUUUGGGUCGAGCAGAAACUUUGACUUUUAAAUGUUCAGGAUUUUCUGUUUCACCUUUUCUGUUUGACCGUGAUCUGCUGGACCAAAAGCUAAACCUUCUCCUGUUUUCCUUCGACUUCUUCCUCCUUUUCCUGACUUGAAGUUUAAUUCUGUUUCCUGCCAAAAAAACAACAACAAAAAAACAUAAAACAUUUCACCCGGAAUAAGCUACUCGGACGUUUACCUUCAGCCGCAGUCGGGCCAGGACCAAAACAACUUUUAUUUUUUAUUUUAUUUUGAUCAAGGUUUCUCAGUGUUUAUGUGGAGCAAAGAGGAAAGAAUGUUCUCAGAAGAGCGAACUGACCCGACGUGAAUCUUCAGGUUAUCAUUUGAUUCUGCGGAGAAGAACUCACAACUGAGUUUGCCUUAUUUUAUUUUUGUAAUGUAGGUACGAUUCUUACAUCAGACAGGAUCCUCCCAGCACUGAUGCAUGAAGCUCUGAUACACUGACAGUAAGACCCCCCCCCCCCCCCCCCUUCCACUGUCGGAUCUUAUUUUGGGAAAAAUGAAUUGGGGGGGGGACCAAAAAUGUUGGAUCCUGUUUGAAUUGGGGUACUUUCUAUGAAAUCAUCUGUCAGUGCAUAUCAAACCAGCUACUAGGCUAACUGUAAUAAAACCAUGCCAAUCUCCAGGUAAGUUGAUGGGUAUGUGAUUGGGGGGGGGGGGGUAUUGUGAUUGAUUUCCAAAAGAUGAUUUUUUAAUUGCUCUUUUAGUCAACUCUAGCGUGGGUUCAUAAACUUAUUAGAACCCCUGUUUUCUGUUAGUGGAUGUGUAAACAGCAGAUGGCUGCACUACUUCCGCCUGGUCGCUAGGUGGCGUCUCUGACUGUGACGUACAUCCACCAGCUGUCGUUGUCUUCCCCAAACAGCCAAUCAGAGCUCUCGCUCCGGCAGCGACCUGGAAACAGUUGCUAUGAUGCCAGCCAGCUUCGCCGGGAGAAAACAAGUUAAUAAAAUCUGAUUUUAGACGCUUUUUUAAGGAGCUAAAACUUUUAUUUUACAGCCUAAAACUUCAACAUAUAAAAGGUGCAACACGGUCAGUGAAUCCGGAAUACAAACACACAACAAUUCUGUCGUUUAUUCGGUCGAGGUCACGGGAGAAUUAACGGAAUGUGUUGCCUCGUCUGACAGUUUGGCACUUUUUAGGGAAAUAAAAUGCUUUCUGCUCGCAGUCCUCUCUCCCGUGAAGAUGAAAACUCAGUCAGCAGUGCGAUGGACAACAUGUCCUGAACAAGAAAACACGCCACCGAGCCUGAACACGACCCGCAUCCUGGCGUCUAAAACCGCGCGAAAAAUCUUCGAUGACGCUGCG
Etheostoma spectabile (orangethroat darter) is the source of this 3996-nucleotide messenger RNA. RefSeq names its product probable palmitoyltransferase ZDHHC14. The transcript is spliced from 11 exons. Gene Ontology annotation, cellular component: endoplasmic reticulum; Golgi apparatus. Bases 534 to 2060 code for a protein of 508 amino acids. The record is from RefSeq and is a predicted model, not a curated record. NCBI's taxonomy places the organism in Eukaryota, Metazoa, Chordata, Actinopteri, Perciformes, Percidae. Gene Ontology annotation, molecular function: protein-cysteine S-palmitoyltransferase activity. Gene Ontology annotation, biological process: peptidyl-L-cysteine S-palmitoylation; protein targeting to membrane.